AUGUCAGCAGAAGAAACCAAGAAAUUGGAGGAUCUCUCUAUCAACAAGCCCGCUGCCCCAGAAGGAGAAGUCAUUUUGGGUGAAGAUGGCCAGCCAUUGUCUAAGAAGGCAUUGAAGAAGUUGGAAAAGGAAAAGGAAAAGGCCCGCAAAAAGGCUGAAAGAGAAGCCCAGUUGGCCAAGGAAAAGGCUGAGAAGGAAGCCCAAGCUGCAAAUGACCCAGCCAAGGAAAACUACGGUAAGUUGCCUUUGAUUGUGUCCGACUCCAAAACCGGAAUCAAGAGAAUCCAAAUCAAGGACUUGUCGGCCGCCAAUGACGGAGAAGAGGUUGUUUUCAGAGCAAGAGCACACAACUCCAGACAGCAAGGUGCUACCAUGGCGUUUUUGACUUUCAGACAACAAGACAGCUUGAUCCAAGGUCUCAUCAAGGCCAAUGGAUCUACUGUGUCGAAGCAAAUGGUUAAAUGGGCAGGUGCCAUCAACUUGGAGUCGAUUGUUGUGGUCACUGGUGUUGUCAAGAAGGUUGAAGAGCCUAUCAAGUCUGCUACCAUUCAAGACGCUGAGAUUAUGAUCUCCAAGAUUUACACCAUCCAAGAAACCCCAGAGCAAUUGCCAAUGUUGAUUGAGGAUGCCAUUAGAUCUGACGCUGAUGCUGAAGCUGCCGGUUUGCCUGUCGUCAACUUGGACACCAGAUUGGAUGCUCGUGUCAUUGACUUGAGAACCCCAACCAACCAGGCCAUUUUCAAGAUUCAACACGGUAUUUGUGCAUUGUUCAGAGAGUUUUUGUCAAGCAAGGGCUUUACUGAAAUUCACACCCCUAAGAUUCUUGGCUCUGCUUCAGAAGGAGGCUCCAACGUGUUCGAAGUUUCUUAUUUCAAGAGAUCCGCUUACUUGGCGCAAUCUCCUCAAUUUUACAAGCAACAAUUGAUUGCUGCCGAUUUCGAAAAGGUUUUCGAGGUGGCUCCUGUUUUCAGAGCCGAAAACUCCAACACCCACCGUCACAUGACUGAGUUUGUCGGUUUGGACUUGGAAAUGGCUUUCGAAGAGCAUUAUGACGAGGUGAUGGAAGUGUUGGAGAACUUGUUUAUCUUCAUUUUCACUGAGUUGAAGAACAGAUACGCAAAGGAGAUCGCCACUGUGAGAAAGCAGUACCCAGUUGAGGAGUUCAAGUUGCCUGCUGACGGAAAGAUGGUCAGAUUGCACUUCAAGGAAGGUAUUGCCAUGUUGAGAGCUGCAGGUAAGGAAGUGGACGACUUUGAAGACUUGUCUACUGAAAACGAAAAGCUUCUAGGCAAAUUGGUCAGAGACAAGUAUGACACCGACUUUUACAUCUUGGACAAGUUCCCAUUGGCUGUGAGACCUUUCUACACCAUGCCUUGUCCAGAAGACCCUAGAUACUCCAACUCUUACGAUUUCUUCAUGAGAGGUGAGGAAAUCUUGUCUGGUGCCCAACGUAUCCACGACCCAGAGUUGUUGAAGGAAAGAAUGAAGGCCCACGAAGUGGACUACACUAUGGACGGUGUCAGUGACUACGUGGAUGCUUUCACCUACGGCUGUGCUCCUCACGCUGGUGGAGGUAUCGGAUUGGAAAGAGUGUUGAUGUUCUUCUUGGAUUUGAAGAAUAUCCGUCGUGCCUCUCUCUUCCCUAGAGACCCUAAGAGAUUGAGACCAUGA
Clavispora lusitaniae ATCC 42720 is the source of this 1671-nucleotide messenger RNA. RefSeq names its product aspartate--tRNA ligase (gene DPS1-1). Gene Ontology annotation, molecular function: aspartate-tRNA ligase activity; ATP binding; RNA binding. The record is from RefSeq and is a predicted model, not a curated record. Lineage: Eukaryota; Fungi; Ascomycota; Pichiomycetes; Serinales; Metschnikowiaceae. Gene Ontology annotation, biological process: aspartyl-tRNA aminoacylation. Gene Ontology annotation, cellular component: cytosol; cytoplasm; aminoacyl-tRNA synthetase multienzyme complex.